Molecule: messenger RNA, 366 nt
Organism: Bufo gargarizans (Asiatic toad)
Lineage: Eukaryota; Metazoa; Chordata; Amphibia; Anura; Bufonidae
Product: wiskott-Aldrich syndrome protein family member 1-like
Exons: 3
Coding region: 1-312 (103 amino acids)
Source: RefSeq, a predicted model, not a curated record
AUGCUUCGUCCCCCCCAGCCCAAUCUGCCUGGUGGGCUUCUGAGCCUAAACACUGUAAGGCACAGCAGCAGCAGCACUCCUCCUCCUCCUCCUCCUCCCUGUGAUAGCUCCACCAGAAGACCUGGGCUUCCAUGUGCUCCAACCUCCACCCCUCACACACCCCCUGCUCCAGCUCUCAGUGUGCAAGCUCCUUACCAUCCUUCACCGGCAGAAUGGUUUGAAGAGGAUGGUCCAGAGGAUGUUCUUCUUUCCUCUCAGGAUCCGACUACAAAGCAAUGUGAGGAACUUCUCAUAACCCUCUUCUUUCUCUGAAAAUCUGCCAGAUGUGCAAACCUCAACCUUUUCAGCAGUGAUGGUCAGUUCACA